Messenger RNA from Protobothrops mucrosquamatus (brown spotted pit viper), 7640 nucleotides. RefSeq lists its product as uncharacterized. The record is from RefSeq and is a predicted model, not a curated record. Gene Ontology annotation, molecular function: DNA-binding transcription repressor activity, RNA polymerase II-specific. Lineage: Eukaryota; Metazoa; Chordata; Lepidosauria; Squamata; Viperidae. Gene Ontology annotation, biological process: negative regulation of transcription by RNA polymerase II.
AUGGUGAGACGUAAGAGAACUCACACAGGAAAGAAACCACAUGAGUGUCCAGAUUGUGGGGAAAGUUUCAGUUGGAAUUCCCGUCUUGUGGAACACCAGAUGACUCACACAGGAGAGAAACCGUAUGAGUGCCCUGAUUGUGGGAAAGAUUUCUCUCAAAAAUCUGACCUGCUUAAACAUCAAAGGAUUCACACAGGAGAGAAACCGUAUCAGUGCCCAGAGUGUGGGAAUAGAUUUAAUUCGAAUUUCAUGCUGGUGAGACACCAGAGAACUCACACAGGACAGAAACCAUAUGAGUGUCUGUAUUGUGGGAAAAGUUUCAGUCAUAAUUCCCACCUGGUAAGCCACAAGAGAACUCACACAGGAGAGAAACCAUAUGAGUGCCCUGAUUGUGGGAAAGAUUUCUCUCGGAAAUCUUACCUGGUUGAUCACCAAAGGACUCACACAGGAGAGAAACCGUAUGAAUGCCCAGAGUGUGGGAAAUGUUUCAGAGAUAGUUCCUACAUGAUGAUACACCAGAGGACUCAUACAGGAGAGAAACCGUAUGAGUGCCCAAAGUGUGGGAAAGGUUUCUCUUCAAAAUCUUACCUGGUUGAUCAUCAAAGGACUCACACAGGAGAGAAACCGUAUGAGUGCCCACAGUGUGGGAAAGGUUUCAGUACGAGUUCCAACCUGAUGAUGCACCAGAGGACUCACACAGGAGAGAAACCGUAUGAGUGCCCAGAGUGUGGGAAAGGUUUCUCUCGGAAAUCUCACCUGGUUAAUCAUCAAAGGACUCACACAGGAGAGAAACCGUAUCAGUGCCCAGAGUGUGGGAAUAGAUUCAAUUCGAAUUUCAUGCUGGUGAGACACCAGAGAACUCACACAGGACAGAAACCAUAUGAGUGUCUGUAUUGUGGGAAAAGUUUCAGUCAGAAUUCCCACCUGGUAAGGCACAAGAGAACUCACACAGGAGAGAAACCAUAUGAGUGCCCUGAUUGUGAGAAAGAUUUCUCUCAGAAAUAUGAUCUGGUUAAUCAUCAAAGGACUCACACAGGAGAGAAACCAUAUGAAUGCCCAGAGUGUGGGAAAUGUUUCAGAGAGAGUUCCUACAUGAUGAUACACCAGAGGACACACACAGGAGAGAAACCGUAUGAAUGCCCAGAGUGUGGGAAAGAUUUCUCUCGGAAAUCUGACCUGCUUAAACAUCAAAGGACUCACACAGGAGAGAAACCGUAUGAGUGCCCACAGUGUGGGAAAGGUUUCAGUCAGAGUUCCAACAUGGUGAAACACCAGAGGACUCACACAGGAGAGAAACCGUAUGAGUGCCCAGAGUGUGGGAAGGGUUUCUCUCGGAAAUCUGACCUGGUUAAUCAUCAAAGGACUCACACAGGAAAGAAACCGUAUCGGUGCCCAGAUCUGUAUUGUGGGAAAAGUUUCAGUCAGAAUUCCCACCUGGUAAGCCACAAUAGAACUCAUACAGGAGAGAAACCACAUGAGUAUUGUGGGAAAGGUUUCAGUCAGAAUUCCCACCUGUUGAGCCACCAGAGAACUCACACAGGAGAGAAACCAUAUCGGUGCCGAGAUUGUGAGGAAAGUUUCAGUUGGAAUUCCUACCUGGUGAAACAUCAGAGGACUCACACAGGAGAGAAACCAUAUGAGUGUCCAGAUUGUGGGAAAUGUUUCAGUCAGAAUUCCUGCCUUGUGAUACACCAGAGAACUCACACGGGAGAGAAACCGUAUGAAUGCUCUGAUUGUGGGAAAAAUUUCUCUUGGAAAUAUCAGCUGGUGAAACAUCAGAGGACUCACACAGGAGAGAGGACUCACACAGGAGAGAAACUAUAUAAGUGUCGUGGUUUGGUGAUACAGUGGAGGACUCACACAGGAGUGAAACCGUAUGAAUGUCCGGUUUGUGGGAAAGAUUUCAGUACUAGUUCUAGUCUUUUAAAUCAUGUAAGGUUACACAUAGAGGAUUUUAGUAUAGAAACAAAUCUGGUGAGAGACAAGAGGACUCACACAGGAGAGAAACCAUAUGAGCGUCCUGAUUGUGGGAAAUAUUGUGGGAAAGGUUUCAGUUGCAAUUCCUCCUUGGUGGAACAUGAGAGAACUCAGAUUGGAGAAAAAACGUAUCAGUGUCGGGAUUGUGGGGAAAGUUUCAGUCAGAAUUCCAAUCUGGUGAAACACCAGACGGCACAUAUGGCAGAGAAACCGUAUGAGUGUUCAGAUUGUGGGAAAGGUUUUAGUUGCGAAUCUGAACUGGCGAAGCACCAGAGGACUCACACAGGAGAAAAAAUGUAUGAGUGUCCGGAUUGUGGGAAAAGUUUCCCUCGGAAUUCCAAGCUGGUGAGACACCAGAGGACUCACACAGGAGAGAAACCAUUCGAGUGUCUGCAUUGUGGGAAAAGUUUCAAUCAGAAUUCCAACCUGGUGAUACAUGAGAGAACUCACACAGGGGAAAAACCAUUCAAGUGUCUGGAUUGUGGGAAAAGUUUCAGUCAGAAUUCCUACCUGGUGAGACACCAGAGGAUACACACAGGAGAAAACCCAUAUGAAUGUCCUGAUUGUGGGAAAAGUUUCAUUCGAAAAUCCAACCUGGUUAAACAUCAGAGGACUCACACAGGAGAGAAACCAUAUAAGUGUCCAGAUUGUGAGAAAAGUUUCCGUCAGAGUUACUACCUGGUGAUACACCAGAGGACUCACACAGGAGAGAAACCAUAUGAGUGCCCAGAGUGUGGAAAAGGUUUCACUUGCUAUUCCUAUCUGGUGGAACAUCAGAGGACUCACACGGGAGAGAAACCAUAUGAGUGCCCAGAUUGUGGGAAAGGUUUCUAUCGAAAAUGUCACCUAGUGAAACAUCAGUCAACUCACAUAGAAGAGAAACCAUAUAAAUGUCAUGAUUGUGGGGAAAGUUUCAGUCAGAAUUCCUACCUGGUGAUUCACCAGAGGAUUCACAUGGAAGAGAAACCAUAUAAGUGUGUAGAUUGUGGGGAAAAUUUUAGAUGGAAUUCUGACCUGGUGACACACCAGAGGAUUCACACAGAUGAGAAAACAUAUAAGUGUGUAGAUUGUGGGAAAAAUUUCAGAUGGAAUUCUCAGCUGGUGAUACACCAGAGGACUCACACAGGAGAGAAGCCGUAUGAGUGUCCGGAUUGUGGGAAAGAUUUCAGUAGUAGGUCCAGCCUUAUAAAUCAUGUAAGGUUACACACAGGAGAGAAACCAUUCAAAUGCCCAGAUUGUGGAAAAUGUUUCACAUAUUAUUCUGCCUCGAGCUUGCAUCUACACAAGAGGACUCACACUGGGGAGAAACUCUUUGAGUGUCUGGAUUGUGGGAAAAGUUUCAGUCAGAAUUCCAGCCUGGUAAAGCACCAGAGGACUCACACAGGAGAGAAACCAUAUGAAUGUCUGUAUUGUGGGAAAAGUUUCAGUCAUAAUUGCAAGCUGGUGAGUCACCAGAGGACUCACACGGGAGAGAAACCGUAUGAGUGUCUGUAUUGUGGGAAAAGUUUCAGUCAUACUUCCAACCUGGUGAUACACCAGAGGAGUCACACGGGAGAGAAACCGUAUGAGUGUUUGUAUUGUGGGAAAAGUUUCAGGCUUAAUUCCAAGCUGAUGAUACACCAGAGAACUCACACAGGAGAGAAACCGUAUGAGUGUCUGCAUUGUGGAAAAAGAUUCAGUCAGAAUUCCAACCUGGUGAUACACGAGAGAACUCACACAGGAGAAAAACCUUUCAAGUGUCUGGAUUGUGGGAAAAGUUUCAGUCACAAUUCCAACCUAGUUAAACAUCAGAGGACUCACACAGGAGAGAAACCAUAUAAGUGUCCAGAUUGUGGGAAAAGUUUCAUUCGGAUUUCCAACCUGGUUAGACAUCAGAGGACUCAUACAGGAGAGAAACCAUAUAAGUGUCCAGAUUGUGGAAAAAGUUUCCGUGAGAGUUACUACCUGGUGAAACACCAGAGGAUUCACACAGGAGAGAAACCGUAUGAGUGCCCAGAGUGUGGAAAAGGUUUCACUUGUUAUUCCUACCUGUUUAGUCAUCAGAGGACUCACACAGGAGAGAAACCAUAUGAGUGCCCAGAUUGUGGAAAGGAUUUCUCUUGGAAACGUGACAUGGUGAAACAUCAGUCUACUCACAUAGAAGAGAAAUCAUAUAAAUGUCCUGAUUGUGGGAAAUGUUUCAGUCAGAAUUCCUACCUGAUGAAACACCAGAGGAUUCACACAGAAGAGAAAAGAUAUAAGUGUGUAGAUUGUGGGAAAAAUUUCAGAUGGAAUUCUCAGCUGGUGAUACACCAGAGGACUCACACAGGAGAGAAGCCGUAUGAGUGUCCGGAUUAUUGUGGGAAAAGUUACAGUCAGAAUUGCAAGUUGGUGAUUCACCAGAGGACUCACACGGGAGAGAAACCAUAUGAAUGUCCUGAUUGUGGAAAAGGUUUCAGUCAGAAUUCCCACCUGUUGAGUCACCAGAGGACUCACACGGGAGAGAAACCAUUCAAGUGUCUGGAUUGUGGGAAAAGAUUUAGCAAGCACACCAAUCUGGUGAGACACAAGAGAACUCACACUGGGGAGAAACGCUUUGAAUGUCCCGUUUGUGGGAAAAGUUUCAGUCGUAAAUCCAGCCUGGUGAUACACCAGAGAACUCAUAGAGGAGAGAAACCAUACACGUCCCUGGAUUGUGGAAAAAGUUUCAGUCAUACUUCCAACCUGCUGAGUCACCAGAGGACUCACACAGGAGAGAAACCAUAUGAAUGUCCUGAUUGUGGAAAAGGUUUCAGUCAGAAUUCUCACCUGGUGACACACCAGAGGACUCACACAGGAGAGAAACCCUUUGAAUGUCCGAUCUGUGGGGAAAGUUUCAAUCACAAAUCCAGCCUGGUGACACACCAGAGGACUCACACAGGAGAGAAACCCUUUGAAUGUCCUGAUUGUGGAAAAAGUUUCAGUCAUAAUUCCAACCUGCUGAGUCACCAGAGGAUUCACACCGGAGAGAAACCAUAUGAAUGUCCUGAUUGUGGAAAAAGUUUCAGUCAUAAUUCCUACCUGGUGAGUCACCAGAGGACUCACACCGGAGAGAAACCAUAUGAAUGUCCUGAUUGUGGAAGAAGUUUCAGUCAGAAUUCCACCCUGGUGAGUCACCGGAGGACUCACAUGAGAGAGGGACCAUAUGAAUGUCCUGAUUGUGGAAAAAGUUUCAGUCAGAAUUCCACCCUGGUGAGUCACCGGAGGACUCACAUGAGAGAGGGACCAUAUGAAUGUCCUGAUUGUGGGAAAUGUUUCAGUCAGAAUUCCAGCCUGGUAAAGCACCAGAGAACUCACACGGGAGAGAAACCAUAUGAAUGUCUGGAUUGUGGAAAAUGUUUUAGUCAGAAUUCCUACCUGAUGAAACACCAGAGAACUCACACCGGAGAGAAACCAUAUGAAUGUCUGGAUUGUGGAAAAUGUUUCAGUCAGAAUUCCUACCUGAUGAAACACCAGAGAACUCACACCGGAGAGAAACCAUAUGAAUGUCCUGAUUGUGGAAAAGGUUUCAGUCAGGAUUCCCACCUGUUGAGUCACCAGAGGACUCACUCGGGAGAGAAACCAUUCAAGUGUCUGGAUUGUGGGAAAAGAUUCAAUCAGAAUUCUAAACUGAUGGUACACCAGAGAACUCACAUAGGAGAGAAACCGUAUGAGUGUUUGCAUUGUGGAAAAAGAUUCAGUGAGAAUUCUAGUCUGAUGUUACAUGAGAGAACUCACACAGGAAUAAAACCAUUCAAGUGUCUGGACUGUGGGAAAAGUUUCAAUUACAAUUCCCACCUGGUGAGUCACCAGAGGAUUCACACGGGAGAGAAACCAUAUGAAUGUCUGGAUUGUGGGAAAAGUUUCAGGCUUAAUUCCAAGAUGGUGAUUCACCAGAGAACUCACACAGGAGAGAAACCUUAUGAGUGUCUGCAUUGUGGAAAAAGAUUCAGUCAGGAUUCCAGUCUGGUGAUACAUAACAGAAUUCACACAGGAGAAAAACCAUUCAAGUGUCUGGAUUGUGGGAAACGUUUCCGUGUGAAUUCCUACCUGGUGAUACAUCAGAGGAUUCACACGGGAGAAAGACCGUAUGAGUGCCCAGAGUAGAAACCAUAUGAAUGUCUGGAUUGUGGGAAAAGUUUCAGGCUUAAUUCCAAGCUGGUGAUUCACCAGAGAACUCACAGAGGAGAGAGACCAUAUGAGUGUCUGCAUUGUGGAAAAAGAUUCAGUCAGAAUUUCAGUCUGGUGAUACACAACAGAAUUCACACAGGAGAAAAACCAUUCAAGUGUUUGGAUUGUGGGAAAAGUUUCAGUCGAAAUUCCUACCUGGUGGGACACCAGAAAAUUCACACGGGAGAGAAACCGUAUGAGUGCCCAGAGUGUGGAAAAGGUUUCACUUGUUAUUCCUACCUGUUUAGACAUCAGAGAUUUCAUACAGGAGACAAACCAUAUGAGUGCCCAGAUUGUGGAAAGAAUUACUUUUGGAAAAGUGACAUUUUCAGUCAGAAUUCCCACCUGGUGAUUCACCAGAGGACUCACACGGGAGAGAAACCAUAUGAAUGUCCUGAUUGUGGAAAAGGUUUCAGUCAGAAUUCCCACCUGUUGAGUCACCAGAGGACUCACACGGGAGAGAAACCAUUCAAGUGUCUGGAUUGUGGGAAAAGAUUCAGUCAGAAUUCUAAUCUGGUGGUACACCAGAGAACACACACAGGAGAGAAACCGUAUGAGUGUCUGCAUUGUGGAAAAAGAUUCCGUGAGAAUUCUAGCCUGGUGGUACAUGAGAGAACUCACACAGGAAUAAAACCAUUCAAGUGUCUGGAUUGUGGGAAAAGUUUCAAUCGUAAGUGCCGCCUGGUGAUACACCAGAGGAUUCACACGGGAGAGAAGCCGUAUGAGUGCCCAGAGUGUGGAAAAGGUUUCACUUAUUAUUCCUCCCUUUUUAGUCAUCAGAGGACUCAUACAGGAGACAAACCAUAUGAGUGCCCAGAUUGUGGAAAGGAUUUCUCUUGGAAAAGUGACAUGGUGAAACAUCGGUCUACUCACAUAGAAGAGAAAUCAUAUAAAUGUCGUGAUUGUGGGAAAUGUUUCGGUCAGAAUUCCUACCUGGUGAAACACCAGAGGAUUCACAUGGAAGAGAAAACACAUAAGUGUGUAGAUUGUGGGAAAAAUUUCAGAUGGAAUUAUCAGCUGGUGAUACACCAGAGGACUCACACAGGAGAGAAGCCGUAUGAGUGUCCAGAUUGUGGGAAAAAUCUCAGUAGUAGGACCAGCCUUAUGAAUCAUGUAAGGUUACACACAGGAUAGAAACUAUUCAAAUGCCCAGAUUGUGGAAAAUGUUUCACAUAUUAUACUACCUUUUUCAAACACAAGAAAUUACACAGGCAAAAUUUGAUGUGUGUAGAGGAAUCUUGAAUUUCAUUUCUCUUCUUUAACUGGAAGCCCAGCUGAGAAACUAAACUUUUAAUUUCUUGCCAUAUUCUUUUUAGUCAAAUGUGUUUUAGUAUCAAACAUGAGGGAGAAGAUCUGAGCUUCCUUUCUCUGGCCCAGUGUGGUCCUUCCCUUCCACAGAGUCAAGGGGAACUGCUGUGCUGGGACAGUGAAAGCGAGCUUGCAUCUGUAUUAAGUGUGUUUGCUACCUUGAGCUAUUUCUACACAUAAAUAUAUUA